AUUUUGUUCUGUCCUUUGUCCGGUUGUACCUGACCCCGCUUUAUUGUACUAUGCAAAUGUGUACAAUCUACACUGACAUAUCACAGAAAGCAACUCUCUGUUGCCGUGUAUAAGAUCUGCAGGGCGGAUCAUGCGGGAGCAAUGUUGAUCAAAAGUGCGAAAGGGACGUUUCUAUAACAACAGGGGGACAACUGUCCGGAGCCGCAUAUGGUUUUCCAACAUUAUGAAACUCAGAAUGUUGCUAAGCAAAUCAACAAUCAACGGGUUGGUUUCCAUCCAUGCGACCGAUAUUGUGACGUCAUAAUGUCAUGACGUCAUAGAAAGAACGUAUGACGUAACGGCAUUGUGGACUUCAUGUUGUGGGGACUGCCGAUGGAUCUGCAAUGGCUUAGGAACGUCAAAAGGUGGAUUACAUCGUCACUGUGGGGCACAAUGGAAUCCUCGACCUGGGUUUAUCUCCCGGACACGGCGUUGAUAGAAAUAUAUUGUCACUUACAUGACCAGGACAGGGCGAAUAUGGCGCUUGUGUGCCGCAGCUGGCUCCGUGCAUUUCAUGCACCGUGUUUAUGGAGGCAUCGCAGCGUGGAGCUUGGGGGAUACCGCGCGGUUAUCAGUGGAGUAAGGGCAUGCAGCUUUGCCGACCAGCAUGGGAAAUACUUACGGCAUUUGAUCCUUUACUGUAACCAUCCGUCUAACCAUACGUCCAAAGUCGUACAGAAGAAUAUCGACAGUUUUCUACAGAAAAUUCAAGAUUGUCGCCUCGUAUCGUUUGAUUUGGAAAGGUUGGAACUUGACCGAUUUUGGAAAUUUGAUCAUCUUCGAGAAAAGGUAGUAGAGAGUCUCUGCCGAUUUUUCCGAUCGCAACGUCACAUAGAAGAGUUUGACAUGAGCUCCGCGCAGUGUUCUUUGACGAAUGGUUGCAAGUUGCUGGAGAGCCUGGGUAAUUCUUCCGGUCAUGUUUUGAAAACUCUUGGAAUUGAAGAUUUCUUCCACACGCGGCUAGCUAUAUAUCAGGUGAAGCGGUUCAAACACACUAUGGGCACCUUCACGGCGCUUCAGGACCUGUCCAUCAACUACAGCUGUCUCUCCGAGGACAUUUUGCACAUUCUUAACAAAAAUCUGGCGGGAAAACUCACGCGCAUUCUCAUAAAGGUUUACAAGCCAGACCCACAUUUCCAUCGAAUUUCUGGAAGGACGUGGAAACUGUUGAAGACCUCGUGCCCAGAUUUGACAGUCGAAGUCUGGUUCGAGAGUAUCGGAAUGUCCUCUGAAGUCAUCCCUAUCCUCGUACCCGAAAUGCCCUUGCAGGACAUGCACAUGUGGAGCGGUUAUGAUGAUGACACUGACUGGAAUCUGUCGGAAACCCUCAACUACCUCGGAGUUCACCACAAGAAGACGCUUCAGAGCCUUUCACUGGAACUUGACAACAACCAGGAGUAUGUGGAUGACAUCCUCGUGCGCAUGCUGUCGCGAUGCACGUGCCUACACGAACUCACCAUCAACGCAGUGCUGCACGUGUUUACGAUCGAGGCCAUUUGUGAGAUGAUACAGGAGAAUAAGAUCUUUCUCCAAGUUCUGCACGUGACGGUGUGCGGCUUGACAGACACGGAAUGGGCGGAGCUUAGCUAUCUGAGGGAGAAGUUCACACCCAUGUUGAAGGAGAGGCACGUGGACUUCAAGCUCCAGUCGGAUCUUAUGAUUGACAGCUAAUCAAACAUCUCAGGGUGUGUUUGGCUGAACUGUGAUAUUUACUUUUGAAGUGACUUUUUCUUCAUGUUUAUAUAAAAUACAUAUAUUAAAUUCAUAUAUAUUUAUAUAUUUUAUUUUAUUGAAUAAGGAUUUUGCAGUUUAAUAGUACACUUCAUGUUAAUAUUUAUAUACAAUUCCCGAGAGGCGUUGACUUCUAGCGAUGAUUGGUGUAUGGUUGUCGUAUGGUUGUGUGUCGUUUGUUUUUUUGUUGAAAGUGCGUGAAUUAACGCGAUCUUGGGAUAAGUCAGAGCAAUGCAAUGUCUUUCAAUUUUCCCCCUCCAAGUUUAUACAUAUUCACAAACGCUUUUAUAGCGACAGUUGCGUUGGCGUUUUUUUUUUGGGGGGGGGCAUAUAUGUGAGUCAGAUAUAUGUGGGAGGAAAAACCACUGUGAUGCAGGUCUCAGAUGUCUGAUACCCACAUGGCGAUAUGGCGGGGGUGGGGGUUUGAGUGAGUGGGAGGAGGGGGUUAUGCUAGGCUUUUGGUUUUGAAGCCUACAUAUCCUGGUUCCUGUGUAUCAGCCUGUGGGCGAGUCAAUGUCUCACCUGGGCCCGAUAAUGCCUGUUACUUGUCAGUCAAUAUUUGACACUGUUCGUACUGGUUCCAACUUUGGGUGACUGUAACGAUAUGAGGUCAAAUACACAAAGGUAUUUUUGAUAUUUAUACAUUAAACUAUCUACACCAAUAAAUGUAUUUUUCAUGGAA
Messenger RNA from Haliotis rufescens (red abalone), 2452 nucleotides. Its product is annotated as F-box only protein 39-like. Bases 355 to 1710 code for a protein of 451 amino acids. The transcript is spliced from 4 exons. The record is from RefSeq and is a predicted model, not a curated record. Gene Ontology annotation, molecular function: protein binding. NCBI's taxonomy places the organism in Eukaryota, Metazoa, Mollusca, Gastropoda, Lepetellida, Haliotidae.